AUGGUUCCCUUUGAGCACGGUAGGCGUGGCAUUCACAGGUUUGGCAGCAGUUCCACCAUGGCGGAUGUCUUCGAGGAGGACGAAGAGGAUGAGGACGGCGCCAACAAGAGCAACGAUUCGUCUGCGGAUACCACACCUCAAGCCACACCAGCGAUUGAGAAGGGCGAGAAUGCCUCCAGUGUUGUAGUGUCCUCGGCAUCUUCUCAAAGCAGCUCUCACGGCGAACGGAGCAAGCUCUCCAUGGAGGUCACUUACAGCAGUGAUACUGAGAAGAAGCAACCCAAGGUCAGCAAGACGAAGCGACUAAGCAAGAUGGUGCAGUUUUGGAAGCCCAAGCAGAACGCCUCGGCGUAG
This is a messenger RNA of Phaeoacremonium minimum UCRPA7, 354 nucleotides long. Its product is annotated as putative cell wall proline rich protein. Bases 1 to 354 code for a protein of 117 amino acids. The transcript has 2 exons. The record is from RefSeq and is a predicted model, not a curated record. Lineage: Eukaryota; Fungi; Ascomycota; Sordariomycetes; Togniniales; Togniniaceae.